GAUACCAGACCUCUGAUCCUUGCAGCAUUAACCAAAUGAAAAGCAACCUUCAUUAGCCAGACAACAGCUAGCUGGUGGAAGCAUGAAAAGCAGGCCUGGCCCAAGGACACGGCAGUGUAAAAGGACUAGCAUGAGCUUAAAAACGUAGCGGCACCAGUAAGGCCUAUCCUUCAUUUGUAUUUCGCUAAUGUGCCAGCCCCUUUCACCAUACGUGGCCCACUGCUCCCAGCACACGUUCAGGUGCUGAGAUACAUCAGCUCUACAGACUCUAUCUGGUUCAUUGAACAUUAUUGAGAACUGAAAUGGAAACCGUCAACAACGCAGAGUUCCUGGGGGACUUCACACUGAACGGUGACCAUCCUCCAAAAUUGAAAGAGACGAUCAGUAGAGACAGCAUAGUGAUCAACCCAGCACCACCUGCAAGGUACCUGCUGAAGACCAAGCGGAAGGACGUGGAUGGGAGGGACGGAGUCCGGAGAUGGACCAUAGGAAACCACAACCCUUGCAAGAGGAACAAGACUCUGCUGAUCCUAGGAGAGGUUGGGGCAGGGAAGACCACACUAGUCAACGCUAUGGUCAACUUCGCCAUCAGAGUUAAGUGGGAGGAUAACGCCAGGUUCCAAAUCACAGAGCGUUUCAAAGACAGAGAGACGUGCUGGGCUCACAAUCCUAGAACCGAUGCUGUGACAGCCUAUGAGAUCUUUGGCUGGGAGGACGCUGAGUUGCCUUUCUCUCUCACCAUCAUUGAUACACCAGGGAUAGAGGACAGAGAUGGACUCAGACCUUUGAUAGAGAAACUAAGAAUGCUGCUGGAAGAGGAGAGAGUGGACCACAUCGACGCUGUCUGCCACGUGGUGAAGGCAACGCAGAACUGUCUGACAGAACAUCAGAGAAACAUCUUUGACGCGUUCCUGUCCCUCUUGGGCAAGGACAUGAAAGAUAACAUCAUCACCCUCAUCACUCACUCUGACGAGACCAGACCGGAGGUUCUCGACAUCAUCAUGGAGUACAAACUCCUAGGCGACAAGGUUCCGGUUCACUUCACGUUCAACACUCACCUCUUUCAGACCAGAAACCCUUUCUAUGACAAAAUCUAUGAGACAACAUGGGAAAACAGCAUGAAAAGCAUGAGAGGAUUCUUUGAUAAGAUAAACGGAAUGCAACAUCAACGCACCAAGCAGACGAUAGAGGUAUUGGUGGAACGCUUGAAGCUGGAGGACUGUUUCAAACAUGGAAGGAUCCCUUCAGAGGUGGGAGCAAUCUGCUGCACAGUGUGUGAGAUGAACUGCCAUACCGGGUGCGUAGCUUGUCACCCCUACUUCUGCCAAGUCAUGUUACGAGGGAAAUGCACCAUGUGCCCACAGAGAUGCAGUCACAAGAAACAUGUCAGAGGACACCAGAGAUAUGCUGACGACCAUAAAAAUCUGAGAGCUCAACUCACAGAAUGUUUCCAAAAUAUGAGGAAGAACUCCUUGAUGCCUCACUUGGAGCCGAGUCUCAAGAACCAGAUUCAGCGUGCCAACGAGAAGGGAGACAAGCAGAAGUUGAAGGAACUUGAGGAAAAGAAAGGGACAAUUGGCGAUUUAAUCAAGAAGAAUAUGAAAAUGGAAAGAGAGUAGGGUGAGAAUUUGCUGAGAUCACAUGCGCAGAAUAAAACAGGUGUAGACCUUACCGUGAAAUGCUUAUUUUCAAGCCCUUAAACAACAAUGUAAUUCAAGAAAUGUAAGUUGACCUUUACAUCAGCUUAAAGAGGUCAGCAGUGUAGUAUGAAUGAUUUGUUUGCCAGUAACCUUUACCAUAUGUUAAUCAAUCUUUAAUCAUUGUGUCAUAUUUUUCCAAGUCACAUACUGCAUGUCAGAAAACAUGCAUCACAUGAACCCACAACUAGAAAUAUGAUGUACUUUCAAGGCCCAAUGCAGCCAUUUUUAUAUCAAUAUCAAAUCAUAUCUGAUCUAACAAUUAAUGACCUUACUGUAAUAGACUUCCAUAAAAAUGUGCAAAAGCUGUUUUUUUGCUUGUACUGUC
Oncorhynchus nerka (sockeye salmon) is the source of this 2025-nucleotide messenger RNA. RefSeq lists its product as uncharacterized. Bases 303 to 1619 code for a protein of 438 amino acids. The record is from RefSeq and is a predicted model, not a curated record. Lineage: Eukaryota; Metazoa; Chordata; Actinopteri; Salmoniformes; Salmonidae. The transcript has 3 exons. Gene Ontology annotation, molecular function: GTP binding.